Arabis nemorensis is the source of this 708-nucleotide messenger RNA. The record is from the annotation of a GenBank genome assembly. Lineage: Eukaryota; Viridiplantae; Streptophyta; Magnoliopsida; Brassicales; Brassicaceae.
AUGCCUCAAUAUAUUUCAACAUUGGAGUUGUACUCUGAUAAAUUGCCUAUUGUUUCCACAACUUAUGCGUCUUCUGAAACAUAUUUCGGCAUAAAUGUGAAUCCUCUAUGCAAACCACAACAUGUGUCCUACACAUUUCUACCCAAUCUAUCAUAUUUUGAGUUCAUUGAGGUUGAUGUUGAUGGAGGAACCAUGGACCAUGUUGUUGAUCUUGUGGAUGUCAAGUUAGGUCGCUACUAUGAUCCCUUGGUCACAGACUAUUCAGGUUUACACAGAUGUAGAAUUGGAGAUGUUUUACAAGUUACUGGUUUUUACAACAACACACCUCAAUUCAGAUUCGUACGUAGAAAAAAUACGGUUCUAAGCGUCUACGUAGAGCCAACGACUGAAGAAGAACUUCUAAAGGCGAUUGCUAGCGCGACCGUUGUUCUUGAAUCUUCGGGUUUGAUGUUGACGGGUUUCACAUGCUAUGCUGAUAGUCUCCACUGCUCCAGAAUGUUUCGGAGCAAAGAUGGAUCAAUUGGAGCUCUUGAGAUAAGAGUGGUUCAACAAGGAACAUUUGAUUCUCUCAGGGAUUUCUUUAUCUCAAAAGGUUCUUCUAUAUCUCAUUACAAGCCACCUAUAUGCAUAAACUCUUCUGAGGCUUUAAAGGUUCUUGAAGACAAGGUUCUUGCUCGGUUCUUCAGCGACAAAUCCCCAUCUUUCUGA